AUGCUGAAGUCUAAGACGUUUGUGAAGAAGACGCGAUCUGGCGGGGUGGUGAAGAUAGUGCGGGAACAUUAUUUGAGAGAUGAUAUUUGGUGUGGUAGUGAGGUAUGCUCCGAGUGCAAACCAGAGACUACAGAACUGCAGAAAAAUGCUUACAUCGAGAGCAAUCUGUGCGCCUACCCACACUAUCUGAUCCCUGACACCAAUGUGGUCCUGCAUCAGAUUGAUGUGUUGGAGGAUCCUAUAAUCCGUAAUGUCAUCAUACUACAGACUGUUCUACAAGAGGUCCGCCAUCGCAGCGCUCCCAUAUACAAACGAGUGAAAGACAUGCUGCAUGAGAAAGAGAAGCAUUUCUAUACUUUUACUAAUGAACAUCACAGGGAAACAUUUAUUGAGCGUGAGCCAGGGGAGAGUGCAAAUGAUCGAAAUGACAGGGCGAUUCGUGUAGCUGCGAAAUGGUACAGUGAACACCUGAAGGCCUUCAAGUCUUCCUCCGAUGGACUGGAGGUAGUGCUCCUAACAAAUGACCAGGGGAACAAACAAAAGGCAGCAGACAUAGGACUGGUAGUUUUUAAAUGUGAGGAAUAUAUCAAGAGUCUUAUUGCAAACCCAGAGCUUGUUGAUCGCUUGGCAUUGACUGACAACGAAAAGAAUGAGAUCUCAAAGAAAGUGUUAUUCCCAGAACACCUUCCACUGUCCAAGGUCCAAGCGGGCAUCAAAGCUGGUACCUUUCUCCAAGGAACAUAUCGGGCCAGUCGAGACAAUUACCUGGAGGGAAGUGUCUUUGUUCAAAAAGAUGGUGAAGAAAGUACAGAGGUUCUUAUCCAGGGGCUUGCCAAUCUGAACAGAGCAGUGCACCAAGAUGUGGUCGCUGUGCAGAUUUUAGCGCGGGACAAGUGGGUGGCUCCUUCUUCAGUAGUUCUUCAAGAUGAGGGCGCGGCAAAGGAUGAUGCCGGUGACGAGGAGGAUGAAGACAAGGCAUUGAAAACCACAUUCGCUGAAACAGCCAAAAAGCCCACUGCACGGAUCGUGGGGAUCAUCAAAAGAAGCUGGAGACCUUUUUGUGGAAUGCUCAAUGUUUCUCAGAUAAAAGAGUCAACGAGACAUCUCUUUACUCCUGCCGAUCGACGUAUUCCACGUAUUCGCAUAGAGACGAGACAGUCAUCCACACUCGCUGGACAGAGAAUUAUGGUGGCCAUUGACGGCUGGCCCAAAGACUCCAGAUAUCCAAAUGGUCACUUUGUGCGCAGCCUGGGUGGUGCAGGGGAAAAGGAAACGGAGCAAGAAGUGCUGCUCCUCGAACAUGACGUCCCUCACCAGGCAUUCUCUCAAACUGUGCUUAGUUUUCUUCCCAAGAUGCCGUGGGUCAUCACACCAGAGGAAAGUGCAAGCUCUUCCUAUUGGGCUGUUGUGGUGGACGAAGGAAAGAGAGAGGAUCUUCGACAGCUGAUCGUGUGCAGUGUGGAUCCUCCUGGAUGCACGGACAUCGAUGAUGCUCUUCACUGCAGAGAACUGGACAAUGGAAACUUGGAGGUCGGUGUCCAUAUUGCAGACGUCAGCCACUUCAUCAGACCAGGAAACGCUCUCGAUCAAGAAGCAGCCAACAGAGGAACCACUGUCUACCUCUGUGGAAAGAGAAUAGAUAUGGUUCCUGAGUUACUGAGCUCCAAUCUGUGUUCCUUGCGCUCCAAUGUUGAGAGGUUGGCCUUUUCCUGCAUAUGGGAAAUGAACCACAACGCCGAAAUAGUGAAGACACGCUUCACAAAAAGUAUAAUUAACUCCAAGGCCUCUCUGACGUACGCAGAAGCCCAGAUGAGGAUCGAUGAUUCUACUAUGAAUGAUGACAUAACAAUAAGUCUGCGCGGCCUCAACAAACUCGCUAAGAUUUUGAAGAGACAAAGAAUACAGAAUGGGGCCCUCACUCUGUCAUCAUUGGAGGUCCGUUUCCACAUAGACAGCGAAACCCACGACCCGAUCGAUCUUCAGACUAAAGAACUAAUGGAAACCAACUCCAUGGUAGAGGAAUUCAUGUUGUUGGCUAAUAUUUCAGUUGCCCAAAAGAUCUAUGACGAGUUUCCCGAGUGUGCCUUGCUGAGGAAACAUCCAGCCCCUCCGCCUUCAAACUACGACAUUCUCAUAAAGGCUGCAAAGUCAAAGAAUGUAGAGAUCCACACAGAUUCGGCGAAAGCAUUGGCUGACUCCCUGGACGUCGCCCGAGUCGACAACUUCCCAUACUUUAACACAUUGUUGCGAAUUUUGGCGACCAGGUGCAUGAUGCAGGCAGUGUACUUUUGUUCUGGCAUGGACAGCGACUUCCACCACUACGGUCUGGCUUCUCCAAUCUACACACACUUUACGUCUCCCAUCAGAAGGUACUCUGAUAUCAUCGUACAUCGCCUUCUGGCUGUGGCUAUCGGAGCAGACGCCACCUAUUCAGAUUUAAUGGACAAACACAAGCAGUCGGCUCUUUGCAACAACCUCAACUACAGACACAAAAUGGCUCAAUAUGCUCAGAGGGCCUCCGUGGCGUUCCACACACAGCUCUUCUUCAAAAGUCGAGGUGUUUUAAAUGAGGAGGGCUUUGUUCUAUUUGUGAGGAAGAAUGCAAUCAUAGUACUCAUCCCAAAGUUUGGAUUGGAGGGAACGGUUUUCUUUGAUAGCAAAGAUAAAGCUGGUCCAAAGCUAAUCUAUGAUGAAGAGGGUCCUGUCCUGACAGUGGAGCAGCAUACAUUUCACAUAUUUGAUAAGGUGAAGGUCACGAUCAGCCUGGAUGCUUCUAAUAUCCAGCAUCAGAAGAUUCGAAUGGCUCUGUUGGAUCCCGUGAUUCCAGGAGUGAGUGUUCCAGCUGAAAACCCUGAGCCACCAUCCAAGAAAUCAAAAAUUGAUCGCUAG
Molecule: messenger RNA, 2889 nt
Organism: Knipowitschia caucasica
Lineage: Eukaryota; Metazoa; Chordata; Actinopteri; Gobiiformes; Gobiidae
Source: the annotation of a GenBank genome assembly